Molecule: messenger RNA, 1310 nt
Organism: Effrenium voratum
Lineage: Eukaryota; Dinophyceae; Suessiales; Symbiodiniaceae
Source: the annotation of a GenBank genome assembly
GUGUGGUUCAAGCAGCGAGCCUGUCGCGCACGGUCUGCUUUGCCUUGCGCCCGUCUGAAAAGCAUUAGAGAUCAUGCCUCGCAAAGGCAAGGAAAGCUGCCAUGCCAUCAACCCGGCCGAAGUCAUGAAAGAGACCAUGCGCAUUUUAGAGAAGUGUUUCUUCAAGCAGGACGGGCUAACUGUAAAACUCGACCGCGGUCGCCUGAAGAGCGCUCCUGACCGCGCGUUCAAGUACGAAGACUGCAUCGAAGCGCCGAAGCCAGCGACGACGCGUCCAUGUUGCAUCCGACUGGGCGAGGACUGUCUGGACGCUGCGGCGGCGCUGUGCGCCGAGCACCCGGAAAGUGUGCCCCUGGUCCUAGACUUUGCCAGCGGCUCCAAUCCGGGCGGCGGGCUCAAAGGCAACCAGCAAGGCACCCAAGAAGAGGACAUUUGCCGCAGGACCAGCCUGUUGCCAUCAUUGGAAAGGCAAAGCUAUCCUUUGCCGAGGCUGGGCGGAAUUUAUGCGCCCGACAUCUGCGUGUUCCGAGGUCCAGGGAAGAUUGGCUACCCACUGCACCGCCCUUUUUGGAUCUCGGUUUUGGCCGCUGAAAUGCCGAACUGCGGCGACGACCAGAAAGACCAGGACUUUAUCGCAAGGAAAGUCCGCGGCGUGCUUCACAUGGCUAUACAACAAGGUCAUACAUCCUUGGUUUUGGGCGCAUGGGGCUGUGGAGCAUUCGGGAACGAUCCCAUGCUGGUGGCGCAGAUUUUCAAGGCUGAGAUUGCCAAAGUGGGCCACUUGGACAUCAUCUUCGCCCUGGGGCGAAGCCAAACUGCCGCGUUUCAAGCUGUUUUGGGCCUUGGCGCUGGUCUGGAUUCACAUGGCCCAUCCGUUCAAGCGCCUGCGGAAGCCAAGGAUAAGGAUGCCCCUGAAGCCGCCAAGGAUGCAUCGACAGAGGAAGUGGUUGAUGAAAAGUGAUUGCCCGAGAUGUUGUGACUCAAUGGAGGUGCCACCGAGCAGUUGCGAGUCGGUUCCAAGCUCAAGUCACAGGUCAUGGGACCUUGCCCAGCUCGGAGCGCGGAUCCGUUGCCUCCACUGGUCAGCCAGAAACCUGGAGUUUGAGUCGCGCGCCCUUUUCUACACCAUGCUGCAAGGGACACAGCUUUUCAGCGCCCGCGAAUCUCGGGCAUUGUGAAGAGUGCACACGGCGAAGUGCAAGAGCAGUUGGCGCAUCCAGCAAAUCCAAGCCACUGAAGUUGCUUGUGGAUGAUGGUGGUUGCAGCCAGGUGCAGGCUGAGUCUUGCUUGCCGUGUGGCGAAGGCUACCG